GAGCUGGACGCAUGUUUAGAUGUUUUCUAGAUGUUUUCUGUUUCUCCUCCACUUAAGUUCCUGGAAUCCGUUGUGAACCUGACACCUUUCUUUCCUCUGCACCUCACAACCGUGCUGGUGAUGUUUAUGCACAUUUCAUGUCCUAAAUCCUCACCAGAUGAAGCUCAGAUGAAGGGGGAGGGAACACGUGGCAUUCACGAAAACCCCGCCACGUGACUUUGGUCAAGCAGGAAGUGCAUUGCUUUAUAGAACUGUACUGUAGAUCCUCCAGCCAACCUCUGAUUCUGAUCUUCUCACUCGACUAAAAAGGAAAAAAAACCGCCUUCAAGAUGUUCUGGAGGAUUUGUUUUAUCACCCUAGUGUGUGUUUUGUUUUCUUCUACCGCUGCAGAAACCAACUGUACAGUUCUAAAAUCCUGUACUAAAUGCUCAAACACAUCUGGUUGUGCAUGGAUGACAUGCUCAGAUGCUGUGUUGUCUUGCUACAUCAACACUACAGCUAACUGCAACACCACCGCCUGCUCAUCUGUGACAUCUACGACUCCUGCCGCCACGACGACCGCCAACGCUACUACAGCGGCCUCCAACACCAGCACAACCACCACCGCCUCGACCCCCGGCAACACCACUGCCUCGACCCCCGGCAACACCACUGCCUCUAAUACAACAUCUACAGUAUCCCAGCCCACUUCCAGCACCACCCCGUCAAAUGGUACGUCCCCGACGGUGGUGCCGCCUCCAAAGAAAAAUUCGACGUUCGACGCCGCCAGUUUCAUCGGCGGGAUCGUCCUCGUGCUCGGCCUCCAAGCCGUCAUCUUUUUCCUCUACAAGUUUUGCAAGUCCAAGGAUCGCAACUACCACACUCUGUAAACAAAAAAAAAAAAACGACACCGAGGCGUUUCGCGGUGUCGCGAUGCACGUCAACUAUACACACACACACACACACACACACACACACACACACUUCGAUUUCCCUCUGUCCUCUUGCGCCACAUCACGUGAUUAUUUGAUGCCUGUGGUUUGAGCUUUGCGUUUACAAGAAAAUGAGGAUGUGAUCACACACACACACACACACACACACACACACACACCUUAAAGCAGUGGCUUUGUUACAACCAACCACUUCUUCAUUACGAUGAGAUCUUUGAUCUCACCAAAAUAAAUAAAUAAAUAAAUGGCCACUGGUUUGUUCCUCGUCUAGACGAAGCAGGUUUUUCAGUGCCGCUGCUUUACAGGGUGGAGGUUAAAACAUCACGAUCACCACCUCCAUGUUCCUUCACACUUUGAGUUUGAGUGAAGUCGCACCGUACGAUUGUGUUUUCUGUUUGUUCGUGUUUUUUUUCUUCUUGCAAAUAGGGGGGCGGGGCAAAUCAAAGCCCCUCCCCCCAACCCUGCAAUUCCGGUCUCCUUCGAAGCCAUAGCUUGUAAUUCAUUUUGUUGUUGUUUCAAAUCGUGUGAACGUUUUUUUCCCUCUUUUUUUAUGCUUAUGUUCUUUUUUUUUUUUUUACACAGAGCAUGAUUUAUCCGCAAUAAAUUCUAGAAUAUCUAGCUCCUUACCGAAAAAUUGUGCUGCAUAGAUCGUUAAAUAGAACCGAUAAUGUUGAGGGUAACGGCGUAUCGCAACCCCGAAAAAAGUCCUGUUUUUGAUUAGUUUUUGUCCCCUGACAACUUUUAAAUCCCCAAAUCCUUGGGUUUGGAGACAGUAGUGAAUUUGUGUUUCUUAAGCCUUAAACGUAUGAAUGCAUGAGUAUAGACUUUGCCACUUCCUGCUGGAGCAGGCUGUGUGUGUGUGUGUGUGUGUGUGUGUGUGCGCUAUAUUAUCAGUGAGGGUGAUAGAGGCUGCCAGCUGGACUGUUUGUUAUAAUUAUAAAGAGAAUAUUAAUUCAUUAGGUAACAGUAGUUUGAGGUUGAAAGGUCAGCAGAGCGUUCCCAACCCCCCCUCCCCCUCGGCCCCGCCCUCCCGAGCCUGCCUUAGUUUUGUUUGUUUUUCUCUGCUAUGAGUCGUGUCUUGGACUCGUUCUUUGAGUUGUCUGGAAUAAUCAGGGCGUUUAACAACUGGUGUGAAGGUACUAGAAAAUAAAUAAAUAUAUAUAUCGAAUUACAAGAAAAAACAGAUUUUUUUAUUAUUAUUAUUAUUAAAAGACCUUCAGGCCACUGGUGCGAUGUCUCUCACGUCCUGUUUCCAUUUUCUGUUCGGUGGAUUUCCCCUUUUUAAGAGCAGGAAAAGUGAAGAAAAAAAAAAAACCAGCUGCUUCGGUUCUCAGAAUUUUUCCAUUUCUAGCAAAAUCCGGAUGCCGUUUUAUAUAUAUAUAUAUAUAUGAUUAUAGUAUUUUAUUUUCUUGACCUGCCAAAAUCCACUCUGCAUGUUUUCAGCACUUCGCACCGCUGUUUAACUUCCUGCAGACGAACAGUGCUUGAAUACGAAUGAAGGGUAACUUUAGGGUUUGAUUGGAGCUCGCUGCUAAAUAAAACGCCCACGUCGCCGGAGCUGUUUGUUGUGUGCCAUUAUUUGAUUUUAGAUAUAUAUUAUUAAUAGCCGUCUGUUUUUUUUUUCUUCGCGUUACCUUUUUAGUUUCGACCCGUUACAAAACGGUCGCUUUCUGAGCCGAGCAGGUUGCACCAUACACCAGUCACCACAGUGUUGCGCUAUUCGAAGCGCUUGAGAGUUUGCAUUAAUCUCCGGAUGUUGGAUCCGUUCUUCAGUAGCGAAAUGAAAUUUGCGUCGUGGUUUUUGAACUUCCUGCUCUGACCUGAUGAUGAUGUCGGAUACGACACGGUGUCCGUUUCUUCAUCAAGUCGGAUCUGGAUGUCGUUGAAGAUAAAGAUGACGAUGUUGGAUAGUGUUGGAUGUUGAACAUCCAGGCCUGACUUGUUUGAUACAUCAUGGUAUCAGUUAUUAAACAUCCACAUGUCCCACAAACGUCAUCCCGAUUUCCAUAGAAACCCCCAGUCGUUUUUUUCACCCCCGUAAUCACUUGUUUCUUGUCGCACCUCUUGAAAACAAAGUGCCUUACCGAUGUAGAAGUUCGUUCGGGGAAAAGAAGAAACUCUUAACGAGGACAUGAUGAAGAGAGUCGAGUGGAACGCUUGCUCCGUCCCGUUCGUCCUCGUUGCGAGUGUGUAUCCGAACGUGCCUAGUUUUUGUUUGUUUGUUUGUUUUGGCGUAUGCGUUUCCUGCACCUACACUUGCUAUUGCUUUUGUUUGCCUUAAAAAUGUCUUUCGCCUCAAAUUGUUUUUUUUUUUCGUGCAACUUUUUCUUUUUUUUUGCUGAUUUUGGUUUGAUGUUCAGAAAAUCAAUAAUUAAUUAAAAACGACAUGGAAAACCAGA
Messenger RNA from Silurus meridionalis, 3328 nucleotides. RefSeq names its product CD164 molecule, sialomucin (gene cd164). Bases 330 to 869 code for a protein of 179 amino acids. The transcript is spliced from 6 exons. Gene Ontology annotation, cellular component: cytoplasmic vesicle. The record is from RefSeq and is a predicted model, not a curated record. NCBI's taxonomy places the organism in Eukaryota, Metazoa, Chordata, Actinopteri, Siluriformes, Siluridae.